AAAUGUAAACUAGACGUUGGCAAAAGAAGACGUUAAGAAGCAACUAAACGGAAUAAAAAAUUUAAACAUAAAUAAAAAAAAGUUUACCCAGUUUAACUUUAAAGCGUUGAAAUGUUUAGUUAAAAUUUAUUGAAAAGAAAAAAAAUACUGUUUAUAUUAAAUUGUGUAACGAUCAAUCAAUUCGAAACCUAACGUUUACCAAAACAACAAAAAAAAAGUAAAAGUGUUAAAAGAUAAAUAUAGAAAAAAAAAAAAUAUAUUAAAAACAAAAUAUCGCAACAAAAGAAAGAAAAAUGUUUUAUUUAAAACUAUCAAUAAGUGGUUUAUUUAUUAUAACCUUUUAUGGUUUGUUAAUGUGCAGUGCUGAAAAUAUUAAUAAGCAAUUAGCGGUACAAGAAAAUAACGAGCAAUUAAAUACAACUUUUCAAGAAUUAGUGAAAAAUGUUACGAAUUCAAGAACGGGUCGCACUUUAUUGCCGCAUCCUAGAACGCCUACGUUUACGCUGAGACGCAGGCAACCAAUUAAAAUACGUGCGAGGGCGGAUCAUUUCCCUAUACGUACCCAAAUACGUCGUGUACACAAUGGUGUGCAGCCUCAGCAAAACAUGCGUUUUGGUUAUGACUCCUUGAAGAGUUCCAAAUAUGCCCCCUCCUCUAAGGGGGCCAAUCCAGCAUUUUUAAAUAAUGGCAAAGGAUCUGCCUAUAGACCACAAUUAGCGGGAGCUCAUCCCAAUUCCGUGCAUGUACCAGCUUUAUCACAACAAUAUAUACACAAUUUCAAAGCCUCACCCGCUUUCAAUGGUCAAGUGGUGGUACAUCCUGUAACCCAAACUCAAAACCAAAAACCCAACACAGCACAACAGGAUAAUAUCUAUCCCAAAUAUGUUAAGCCCCAGCAGCAAUUGACACAAACAGCAGCAACUCAAAACCAACAACAAAAACAACCUCAACAAACGCUGACCCAAUACCCCGAUUUCAAACAAUAUCCCAUACCCGAUCAGGAGAAAAUGCAACAAUACAAUGAGCAACAUGAAAAAUAUUUGCAACAACAGAAAUAUCUAACACCCAAAAACCCCAUAGCCUACUAUCAACUGCAACACACCCAACAACAGCAAGAAUUACAAGCACAACAACAGCAGCAGCUAAAUUAUGGAGUUCAACAACCUCAACAGUAUUUGCCACAAUCACAACAACAACAGCCUUCCAUACCCAUACAUGAAAGUCCGCAAUCGAACAACAUGAAUAACGUAGCCUUUCCCGCAGCGGCCUCAGUGCCACCAAAAAUGUAUUCGGUUUAUGAAGAAAACGACAUGACAGAAUUGCAAAAUAACAAUUAUCAAACUGCCACAUAUCAAGGAUUGGACAAAGAAGCUCAGGAAUAUUUACGUUUUAUGAAUACCAAUGAAUAUUUUCUGCCCAAAAAAGAUCCCAAUUACAAGCAGAUAGAUGAGGAAACCGAUAAACGCCAGUACAAUGUUUUAAAGGCUCAACAGCAGCAACAUUUGCAUUCUCUGCAGCAAACACAACAACCCACACCUUAUCAGCAAACACAACCACAGCAGACACCAUACCAACAGGCUCUACAGCAACAGCAGCCAAGUUAUGCAUCCUCCUCCUCUUCUUCCGCUGCUUUAGCCAGCACCCAAUAUUCUAAUAAUCCUUAUUCCGACCUCUCCGAUGCCUCUUCCUACAAUCUGGCAGCAAAUCCUGUUUCCCAGUUCUUCUAUCAAACACAUGAUCCCUCUACAGCAGCUUCCUCCACCGUCGUACGCACUAGCUAUCAAACUGGUUAUAAUCAAAAUCAAUUUGUGGUCAAUUCUCAAGAUAAUAAAGUUUCCAAAUACUCCUUACCAAUUGUCUCUACACCCAGUUCUAUUGUGAUAUCUACCCAGAAACCUCAUGUUUAUGCUCAAUUAAGACAUAAUUCAGCGGGAAAUCGCACGCCUGAACCUUUACGUUUUGAAUUUACCGAACGUGAUGCUAUGGUGGGAGGUGUUGCCUACACUCAUGCUCCACAAGUACAAUUAAGAUAUAAUUCUUUGGCCUCGAAUAGUGUAACGCCCAGUGUCGAAAGUUCAACAGUUAGUUCGUUGGGUUCAAAGUUGAUUAGUAAACAUCCGGUUAAACCGAUAGCGGAAGAUAAUGAUGAUGAUCCGGAGGAUGGUGAUGAUAUGCAAGAAGCAGGAACAAAUCUAUAUGGCCGACAACCAGUUGUAAGUAGUGAAUCAAAUAAAUCCACCACUACAACAGAGGCGCCUCCCAGUGAACAAAAAGACACCGAAGAGUAUUGUGAGCGCAUCUGUGCAAUAGUUGAAGAUGAAAAUGAAGAAAUUGUUUGCGGUUCAGAUGGUUAUAUGUACACGAGUGAGGCACAAAUGGAAUGUUAUGCAUCAUGUUUGCAUAUUGAUGUAACGAUACAAGGAAAGGGCUCUUGUUCAACGCGAUAAGCCAUCCUGUUUAAUAUGUAUUUGAUAUUUUAACUCAAUUAGUAAAAUAAUUAAUUUAUUUUUUUUUAGUUUUAGUUUUAUACGAAAAUGAUAACUGUUAACUAUUAAGGCAUUCGAAAUGAACGUGAAAAUAAUAAAAAUGUGAAAUAUUUUUAAUUGUA
This is a messenger RNA of Lucilia sericata (common green bottle fly), 2608 nucleotides long. RefSeq lists its product as uncharacterized. Bases 294 to 2447 code for a protein of 717 amino acids. The record is from RefSeq and is a predicted model, not a curated record. The transcript has 3 exons. NCBI's taxonomy places the organism in Eukaryota, Metazoa, Arthropoda, Insecta, Diptera, Calliphoridae. Gene Ontology annotation, molecular function: protein binding.